UAUCAAAACCAACUUAUUGAUAUAUCGCGUUGCUGUUUGGAAGAAUGAAACUGAACGGGGAUUCCAAAACCAGUGAUAAACCCUAUUAACAUUUGUUAAAGGACGUCGGAUAUUAAGGAAACAAUGUAGUUUUCGACCAUAAAAGUUAGGUUAUUCCCGUUAUUGCGGGACAGCGGUCGCUAUUCUUCAAAAGUGCGUGCCUGCGAUAUAUGGCGCACGUUAUAAAAGAAAGUAUUUCAAAAGGUGGGUCGAAAUAAUAAUAAUAAUAAACUUUUUGCAAUGAAUUAGGUUUAGCCACACCUAGGCGAUGCGCCGCACUGGGAGGCGCCAGUCCCGCGGUUGCCGUGUGAAGGUGCCGCUGCGCAACGAGUCCCCGGCUGUGUAAUUCGAUAGGAGCUUCGGCUGGGCUCCGCGGGGAAUGUUUGCCAGUAAUGGAGCAGAACGCAAUCCAGUGGCUGGGGUCUCCAUACUGCUUGAGAGGAUCCUUUGCCUUUUAUAAGUCCUUUAGCCACCAAGCUGAGGCAGGCCUGCAGCCAAGCGUGUGGAGUUUGGGCCAGUUCUUCUUUGUCCGCUUCGGACCCCAGGAGCCUGUGUGCAUAGCGGAGCUCACCCUUUUGUGGGAGGACCAGGCACAGCGCCACCUCCUGGCUAGUUCCAGGCUGUACUUCCUGCCAGAAGACACUCCCAAAGGCAGGACCGGAGAACACGGGGAGGAUGAAGUGUUGGCCGUCUCAAAGAAGAUGGUGAUCCGCCUGGAGGACCUUGUGAAGUGGUCCUGUCCCGAGUCACCCGGCUGGAAGAGGAACAGCCUGGGUGACACAUGCUGUAAAGGGACAAUCCCAGGGACGCACAUCUCCAAGACGUCUGUCAUGGAUGGAGCGAGAAAUAAGCCUCGGUCACCUGUGGACCGCCAGUGUGUGAAGGUUCUGAGUUACCCCCAGUACUGCCGGUUUCGCUCGCUGCGGAGGCGCAUGCAGGAUGGGGCGGGCUGCACCUCCCUGCAGGAUCCGCAUCUCCUGGCCCUUGGAGGAACAUGCCUGGGCCACCAAAAUACCUGGGUUUUCUACUGCAGGGACACCUUCAACCACCCUAGUUUGGAAAGCAAUGCCAGUGUCUGGAUGCAUCAAGGCUUCCUGUCUCUUAGUUUGAAGGGAAGACCUCGCAAAAGAAAAAGUUUGGAUGGAAAAGAGGCAGCGUACUACAGUCAGUCGAGUUCUUGGAUAGAGGCGAAGGAGAACGUGAUGGGUGGUGUUGAGAUCCCGGGUGAGCACCUCUGGCUCCCCCUCCCUGAGGAGCAGAACUUCCUGGACCGCCUCUACAUCUUCAUGGAACGAAGAGGCUCCCCCAUCAGCAAAGUGCCAAAGCUGGGCUUCAAAAAGGUUGACCUAUUUCUUUUGUUCUCCGUUGUCAAAAGACUGGGAGGAUAUGAGCGGGUGACAUCGCAGAGGCUGUGGAAGAAAGUGUACAAUGAGCUUGGUGGAAAUCCAGGAAGUACCAGUGCAGCCACGUGUACGAGACGGCACUAUGAAAAGUUGAUCCUACCUUAUGAACAGCAGAUGAAGGGGUCGCGCUCAGACAAGCCUCAGGUACUCGCUGCAGCUGGCUUGACGGUGGAUAUGACCCGGGGAAGAGGAGCACAGGCCCGGCUAAAGAUCAAGAAAGUGGCUUCCUCGGAAGGUGAAGUGAAACAAAGAGGCCCUGCCGCUUCACAGAGAAGAGGGCGACCCCGAGGCAGGGGCCGCGCUAAUACUGCGGCGAAAGCCCCCCUCCAGAAAAGCCCAGAGACCCACUCAUCUGACAGAGAGCUUCCGCUAACUGUUAGCCAGAAGCACUGUACCGGCAGCGUCCCUGAAGUCGAAGGGAUCUCCUCUGUAGAUCUGAAAAGCAGCUCCAGUUCUGAAGAGGUGCAGGGCUUUGCUCUCCAGGAUUCCCCAUUGACGCAGGGCCUUACCCCCCUCCCUUCAGGACCUCUGAUUACAACAGUGGAUCCAAGUGUCAAGAUGGAGCCUGUAAAUUGGACGUAUGCUUCGCCGCUGCCCACCCCACGCUUGGUACAUGUCAAUGGAUCUCUGUCUGACAUUGGCCUGUCAAAAGUAUCUCCACUUGAUCACCUCAAAACUCGUUUGGGUCUAAACUCCACAGCUGUCUUGGCCCCUCAGGGACCUGCUGUGUGCUCCCACAGCCCCACGGAACUUUUUUGCCUUACAAAUAAGACUGGCAACAGUCAGAACGGUCUCAAGUGGGAGAGGCAUCCUGGAUCUCCAUCAAAUGAUGGCACUCGCAAGUGUCAUGCAGACUGUGUGAGCCUGGACGGUUUCUGCAAGCUUCCCAAGCCGCUCAAGGUCCUCCCUUUGGACAUAGACUGUAGCCUUCAGGUGCGGCAUCUGAUGCACAUGCCCCCCGGCUCCACACAGCUCAGCUCAUUCGGGAAGAAGCUGUCAGAAGUCCUUGCACAGGACCUGAGUGACGCUUGCCAGACUCCCAGCCCUCACCCUGGCCUGCAGGAGCAGGUGUAUCCCCUUAACCUCAGCAUGCGCUCGGCUUCCAAGAAACCUGCUGUUGACCUUAGGUCAGACGUCUUUGAUACCUGCCAGUGUUCUGAUGAUCCUCCCUGUGAAGCCAAGGUCAACUUCAAGGAGUCUGUCAAGAAUUCAGGCCUAGUUCCAAACACCAAUGGCUGCCUUGUGGUGGCCUUGGCCCAGGAGACGCCCACAGACCUAUGCUUGCCACGACGGGCCAAUGAGUUGCUCCAUGGUCACGUCACCCAGCAAGAAGGUGCCACUUGUGGCCCGGAUCCUUCUGAAGUGGAUGUCCGUCCUUUGCUUGCUGUGGUUAAAGAGGAUUCCACUUUGGGAAGCUGCUCAAAUUCCUGUGAACUUCCUGCUCAGGUAAACAUGUAGACUAUGGACGAUCUGGGGAGAGACAGGUAAUGUGCACCACCCAGCAAGAGGACCAAGACCCUGGCAAAGGCUUUGGGGGCCAGACACUUGGAUCCCGCUACUCCCUCAAUCUUACGUCAGGUAUCAUACUGGAACACUCACUUUGGAAAUGGAUGGAUGUAUCACUCCACAUGUCUGUAGACCAGUAGUCUGUUGUCCCAAGGCAUCUGGUGAGAUGGGAGAUUCUGCAGCGGCGGUGAGGUGGAUAACAGCGAAUGCUCAGUCCUCCCAAAGCCGGACAGUACGUUUCCUGUUCAGGCAGACUAUUGUUGCAUAUACUCUUAUGGGCCAAUGCUCCUAAUACACGAACAGAAACAAAAACAUUUUUAUAUGAAAUGCUACCUGUGCAAUGAAGUAUUUUAACUGGUUUACUGCCAGUAUGACCAUGACUUGAUUUAAUAUGAUUUAUUCAUAUGUUACAGUUACAAGAACUCUAGGUUUGAUUAAAAGUCUUUUGAUUUUCUUUAUACAAGUCAAUGAGUGUAAAGCGAUUACCUAGACUGUUUAUAAAUAUUGAAAGACACAAUCACAUUUGUUCGGUACUAUACAUGCUGACUCUGUCCAUUCAGCAUGGAAAUACCCAUCACUGUAAUACUACUUUGCCAUAACUGUAUGAUCAGGUGGUUGCUCAUCUACUGUAUUUUACUAUAAUGCCAGUAUAAUACAUAAUAUCUUCUCUAGAGCUCCAAAUGCAUUAUCUUUAAGUAGUUAAGGAGCUAUCGUAAAGCCAGGACGUAAUACAUGCAGGACCGGUCUGUGAUUGUAUGGUAAUAUAGCUCUUUAAGAAAGUGAAUAAGAUUCCAUGAUUUUUGAGACUAGAAUUUUUGUUUUUUUUUUUGUCUAGAACUUAGUAGGUAGUUGGCUAUUUAAUUUCUGGGCAGUGCUUAGCUCUGACUGGUUCCUCUCCACUUGAAUAAACCAGUAUUGUCUUAGGUGGACAUGGUGAUUGGAUUAAUUUGUGUGCUUCAACCCAGUGAUGGAUGAGAGUGGGAUUCUUCUGCAUGUCCUUUGUCAUCUGUUUCCUUUGCAGUUGAUGGAGUUUGGCUAAUCGGCAUCUUUGGAUUGACCAUACGGCUGGUUGUGUGUUUGACUGGUUGCAUGUAAAUGCCCUGUGAUUGUGACUGGUUUCCCAUUCCGAGUUGACCCCUGCCAUCUACCGUAAGGCAACUUCCGUAACUCUGACCAAGGCAAGUGUUUGAAAGGUGAAUGGAUAACAUUAUUAGCUGCAAUCUUCAGAACUGGGUUGUUUUCAUUUGUACUUUCGUUAAAUACUUUAAAUAUUUAUUUAAUAUACGCUAAAUGAUUUAGAUAUUUUUCUCAUAUGUACAAUUAUUUGUGCACUUGAAUCUUUGGAUCCUGUUUAAAAAAUCCUUCAGUUUUAAUGCAUUAAAAGAAUGGUCUCAA
Messenger RNA from Brienomyrus brachyistius, 4343 nucleotides. RefSeq names its product AT-rich interactive domain-containing protein 5B-like. Gene Ontology annotation, molecular function: transcription cis-regulatory region binding. Gene Ontology annotation, cellular component: nucleus. NCBI's taxonomy places the organism in Eukaryota, Metazoa, Chordata, Actinopteri, Osteoglossiformes, Mormyridae. Gene Ontology annotation, biological process: regulation of transcription by RNA polymerase II. The record is from RefSeq and is a predicted model, not a curated record. The transcript is spliced from 10 exons. Bases 432 to 2900 code for a protein of 822 amino acids.